GGCUGUGGGGGAGGGUGGCUGGCUCCCUGGGCCUGGGAGUUUCCCCAAAGCCAAUUCAGUGUCACCAUUCUCGGAGUGACUCCUGCUGGGGAAAAUAUGCGGGGCCUGGAGACCCGCGAGCUGCUCACAUUCAGCGCCCCAAUACCUGGAGUUACUUCCCUGGGUCUGCAGUAAUUAUAAACUCCCUGUGGGUCGGCUACCUGGCUAGUGUCUCCCAUGUUUCUUCCAGAGCCGCCCCCAGAGAUGUUUGCAAAUGUCCUGAACUCCCUGGCCCAAAACACAACUGAUAAAUGCGGAGCAGUAGAUUACAGCAAAUGGCAGAGGGUAGAAGCAAAAAAGAAGAAACCUGCUUUGCCACCAAUCACAUCGCCGAGUGAGGACCGGAAAAGCGAAGGGAGCACCGCUAGCUGGCCGAAAAAAAAACAGUCAGUUACAUUCAGUCCCAGUUCAUCCUUGCCUUUGAAGACAGCAUCCUCUCUGAAUACCAGAUUUGUUCAACAGAAAACCUCAGCAAAGGAGACUGAGCUAACUAAAAGCGCAGAGAACAUCAAAAUUAUUAAAAAACUUACCAAAUCAAAGAGAAAGUCCCUAGAUGAGCUGAAGCAUCACAGCGCCACCCUUGUAGAGAGCAACAGGAAGCUGGCCCAGGACAUUCAGGAGACAGACGCCACUACUGCCAAGCAUGCCAGGGACCUGCUGCAGCAGUACGAGAUGUUUGGGACAGUCAUCUCGACCGUUCGGGACUCCAGUCAGAAUCAAGUUGGCAUAGCAAGAGCCGAACUCCAGGAAACCGAAAAAAUGGUGGAAAAGAACCUGAAGAAACUGAAACAACAGAUGGAUCACAUGAACACCAAGAUCCAAGUGCUCCAGGAAGAGCUCAAUGUUUUGCGAACAUACAUGGACAAGGAAUUCCCGGUGAAAGUCGUCCAGAUAGCCUUUAUCCUGCGCAAGGUCCGGAACCUGAAGGAAGAACAGCAGGAUGAACUGGAAGAAAUGGAAGAGCUGGCAAAAAUAGGAAUGCAGCAACUGGAAAAGAAGGUGCAAGAUGAGAAGGAGAAGAUAUUACAGGCUGUUGCGGAGGACAAGGGGUUUCUCUAUAAGGCCGGGCUGCAGCAGAUGGCUGUCAACAAUCAGAUCCUCAGGGAUGAAAUCCAAAUGCAAAAGAAGAUCAUUCGCAGUCUGCUGGAAGAAAUCACAGAGCUGCGAGCGAGCAUUAUGAGGCUUCGCUGGAGCGUGAGGGACCCCCGAGAGGUGAUCUUCGCUGACGUCCUGCUCCGCAGGCCCAAAUGCCUGCCGGACACAGAGAUUGUUCUCAAUAUCCCCUUAGAGGAGGAGUUUUUCCUUUAGGCCCAGAAGCUUUGGAUGGGCCAAGCACACAGACUGGGGAGAACAUGGAACACAGCCGGACCAAGAACAGGAGGGGGAGCUGAACCACAAACCAACCCUCUCUUCAUGGACAAGUUCUCCAAACCCAUCCCAGUUCUCCGAGAGUUCCACUCUGCGCGGCGUCUGUUUGGCGAGGACAAACCAGCCACAUCUCAGAAAGUGUGCAGGGAUCGUUGUGAGCUUCGUGCUGGACCCAGAGUGGGGUGUUCUGGGGGAAAGCCACACCACUGCCAUCUUGCUAGAAGGAAUAUGGUGCAAAAUUCUAUUAAAGCAGCCAGUCUUAUCCAAGAGCAUGGACCGCUGAUGAGGGGUCAGUGUGGGGAGGGGCUGCUAACCAAUCUCACAUUAUUGGUGUCAGCCAACUACCAAUACACUGCCAGGCAGUUACCGUCGGGCAGAUUCAUUCUUGGUGUAAUUCUACUAAAGCCCAGGGGAGUCUUGUCACAAAUGAAUUUAGCUAGGGAAGCUGCUUUGUACCAGUAUUUGUAUCAGUGUUUGGAUUUUGAGGAGCUGGAUCCUAGAUCCAGAACAACGUCUUCAGUAAUGGACCAGUGAGGAGCUGUCGCUGAGUGUGCUCCAGUAGCCGCCUGUCAGAACAAUCGCAGCCCCAUCAGCCAGAGCGGCGGUAAAUUCAGGGGCACAGAAUGGUGACAGUGGAUCAGGAUCCACCACUUACAGUGUUCUACCCAAAGGCGUGCGGGUCCUAGCCGCAGGUGUCGCCUGCUCCGUGACAGUAUUCCCUCGCCUUGGCUCUGCCAGCGGUCAGUCUGGGAAGUCUAGCACUUGGCGGAUAACUGUGGAGCAUGUUUAACCUGCAAUGUUCAAUCUGCAUUUUGAAAUAAAGAUGAGAGGUCUUUCCUUUGUAA
Messenger RNA from Pelodiscus sinensis (Chinese soft-shelled turtle), 2252 nucleotides. The record is from RefSeq and is a predicted model, not a curated record. NCBI's taxonomy places the organism in Eukaryota, Metazoa, Chordata, Testudines, Trionychidae.